AUGAAAUUUGUGCACAACUGGAUACUCCUUUGCCUUGUAGCCUGCGGGAGUUCAUCCAAAAAUGCGCAACACCAUAGGGAAUACACCGUGAGACAGAAGAACGCGGUGGGGACCCCCCACCCCGCCAAGCUUUACAAAAAGUGUAAAAAUAAAAAGAGGCACUUCGGGGGCAGCCUGCAGAAUUUUACUAGCAGGAAAAGAGUCCCCAGGAGGGAAAGGAAAAAUGACAAAAGUGGCGCGCCAAGCAGGGGAGUGCCAAUCAGGAGAGUGACUAGCAAUGGAGUGCCGAACAACAAAGCGCUUCCCCACCGCGGAGCGUUUCUCCACAACAGAACGCUCCUCACCCAGGGAACGCCGCUUCCCAAAACGCGCUUCUCUCUGAAAAGAGGAAAAACAAGUGGCCAUUUGGGGCCCCUCCAACUGGGCAGCGCAAACGAGAAGAUAGACCCUUUUGUAGUGCCAAGCGACAUACAGCAGAGUGAAAUAAACGCAGAAAAAGGCAUCUUUUCGAGCCUAUAUUCCAAAAUGCUUGAAAAGAGUAAGCACAAAAAUAACAUAUUAAAUGAUGUGAGCAAACUGUUUAAGGUAAUCCGAGAGAGUAAGCACCUAUUUUUCGUGGGCUUCCUACUAACAAUAAUUUCGUCAGUAGUCGAUUCGUACAUUCCGAUCCUUCUGUCCAAAACGAUAACCUACGUGAUGAAUAAAAGUGCGUUGGUUGCCCAGACGAACCACAUGCCAGUUGUGAAUUCUUUCCUUUCCCAAUUCAAAUUGGAUAACCCCUUCUACGCAUAUGUAUCAGUUUCCCUGGUGAGCUUAUUACUCUCUUCCAUGCGGUCAUAUAUCUUUAACAUAUGCGCGUACAUAAGCACGAACAAACUGCAAAACUACCUAUUUAGAGUGCUGCUACAUAAGCACAUUAGCUACUUUAAGAAAAGGGGGAAAGGGGAAUUGAUCAGUAGACUCAGCAUCGACUCCUCUGAGCUAAUCGACAUAUUCACAACGAACAUUAUCGUUCUCCUACGUAAUGUAAUAAAAACAGCCUUGUCUUUUUAUUUUUUAUACAAAAUUAACGUGCACCUCUUUGUCGUGUCCCUCUUCAUCGUCUUAACAAUUAUUAACAUCUCAAUAUUUUUCUCUAGCAUAUUUCGAAAACUCGCAAAAGAAGAAAGCAACGUCGUGGCAUACUCAAACAAUGUCGUGGAAGAAUCCUUCGAGAACUUCUCCCUCAUAAACAGUUUCAACACACAUAGUAAAGAGAUUGCCAAGUUUAACCGCUCCUUGGAUGCAAUACAUAUGAGCAGAAUGAAAUUAGGUCUCCUCUACAUCAUAGAGAAGCUCCUUAUCCGGUCAAUCGACUUGAUUACAUUUAUCGUCACCCUCAUUUUAAGCAAAAAGAUGCUAAAGGGUAACAUCCACGUGGAUUCAAGGACUGCCAUCUCGUCAGUUAUGUACAUGCAAAACAUUAUUGCACAGUCGUGCACCAUAGAACAGCAGUAUUCCAGGGUGCAGGAACUCAUAGGAAAUGCCGAAGAUAUUAUCAAGUUGAUUGAAAAGGACUCGGCCCGUGGUAACCCCAACAAGUUUACAUCCCCCAAGUGUACUCCCCUAAAUUGGCUAAACUUUUUGGACUUAAAAAAUACUAUCUUUAAAUACUCCCUUAUCAAAAAAUUUCAAGCCAUCCAAAAGAACGCCGAAUACGUUGCCACUGUUAUUAGGCCCAAUUAUUUAAAACUCUUCGAAAGGAACUAUAACAACUUGCGAAAGUUUUUGCCAGACGAGAGAUGCGGCGGCUGGAAGGACGAUCCGGGGGGGGGCACCCCCUGGGUAGAGGCCAAACGGGUUGAAAGUUCCACUCCUGGGGGUUGUCGCGACUACUUUGGGAAUAAUCGCCAAGUGGGCACAAAUAGGGCGAAUGACCCCACAUGUAAUGGAUUCCCCCCAAGGGAUCCCCUCCCAGAGGGGGCAACCCGGGACAUUGCGCCUAACGCGGGGCAGACGGGGGAAGACCCCAUUACAAUGUUGAAGGGAAAGCUUCACUCCGUCUCUCCCCCGUUUGCCGCUCCCUCUCCCACUGCUCCCCCCCCACCGCUAACCACCGCGGAGCAUACCCCCAACGGGGGAGAAAAGCUUACCCCCAAAGUAAAAAAAAACAAACCCCAAAUGAACAUGCAAGAAAUAUACAGCUUCAUAAAAAACGACCACGAACUCAUAAUCAAGCAUAAGCUAGACAAACAUUUUAUACAUUUCUUGAAAACGAAAUAUAAGAAAAACAUCAUUUCGCUGAUUCUGAAGCUGUUCGAAGAGAGACACCACCCUGUGAGUGAGGAACUCCUCUUUAUGCUUGACAACAUCGGCUCUUUUAAGAGGCUGUCCAUGCAGGAUAAAAAAAGCAUUUUAAAAAUGAGCAACAUAACGAACAACACGCUGUACGUCGUCCUGCUCACUUUCCUCUUUUACAACUACUCCAAGUUUUACUACAAGAGGAAGAAAAGGACUCCGGUCAAUCUGCUGGAGAAGAAGUCGAAAGUGGGCUUGGCCGCCUCAACCGCGAGUGGCACCUCCUGCGGUGACUGUGCAAACGAUGUGGACCACGUAACCUUAGAUGGCAUCAACAUGAAUGAUGUGCUCAGCGACACCACCAUCACGGAGAUGCACCAUGAUGGGGUGCAAAACGGGGACAACAACGAAGACGGCGCAAAAGAUGAGGCCAGCACAGUGACCAGCUCAGGCGAUAAAGAAAACUUGGACGACAACGAAAACUCGGACGACUCGCUCACACACACCGAACUGAAUGCCCCCACCCAAACUGACGAUGCCGUAGAAACAGCCUCCAACUUGCGCGCAACUGAAUGCAGCCACACAAGUGAUGACGAAAUUUUAAAAAAUAAAAAACUGAAAAAAAAAAAAAAAAAAAAUCUCCAUAACAUACUUCCCUACAUUGUGCAGAACGCAAUAAAAGAAUUAGAAAUUUUAAAAUUUAUCGAUGAAAAUUACAAACACAUAAACGAAAAUUUAAUUCUGGAUAACAUCAAAGACGACAAAAAGGGGAGCAGCUUAAUUUUCGAAAACGUAGAUUUCUACUAUGCAAAAUUUCCAAAAAAUAAAAUUUUGUCAAAUAUUAAUUUGAACUUCACAAAUAAAUACACCUACGGAAUUCUCUGCUACAACGACUCGGGGAAGGAUGACCUCUCCAAGUUGUGCACACGCCUGUAUACCAAAACGUAUGGGAGCAUUCUCCUAGACAAUGAAAAUAUAGAAAACAUCUCAAAGUACAUUCUGACGAGGAAAAUCUCCCUAGUGGAGGAAGACACCUACCUGUUCAGCGACAGCAUAAUCUACAACAUACUCUACUCCUACAAUUGCAGGACGAAGGCGAAUAAAUAUCUCUCCUACUUCAAUUACACCUUCGGGUUAAAUAAAAACAGCAUAAACAGCUGUGUACAUUUGUUCCCCUCAGAUGGUGACCUCCUCGGGGAGAAUAACGAAAGGGCUGAGAAAAUGCUGAAAGGAACAAAUCCCCCCAGUAAAGGAGAUCCUUCGCGUGCGGAAGCCGAAACGACGCAGGCGAAGUACCCCUCCCCUCCAUUUAAAAAAUGCCUCAUGUGCGGGGAUGACGUAAAUACGAAACAACUCGAUGAGCAAAAAAAAAAAAAAAAAAGCUACAACAAAUAUAAAGUACAUUUCGUGAAGAAGCUAUAUAAAGAAAUUAUUAAAGUUUCCAAAAUUGUCUGCAUACACGAUUUGAUCACUUCCUAUAAGGACAAAUUUUUUCACAACAUUAAUGAGAAAACACUCUCAGGGGGACAAAAGCAAAAAAUUUCCCUAGCUAGGGCUAUCAUAAAAAAGCCAAAAAUACUCAUUUUAGACGAAGCAUUUAGCGCCCUCGAUUCUGCAAAUGAGUUGAAAAUUUUCUCAAGCAUAAAAAGUUACCUGCCCAACUCGACCAUCAUAAAUCUUUCCCAUAAAAUUACGACAAUUGAUCGGUGCGAUUACAUUUAUGUUUUGAAAGACGGGAAAAUUAUCGAGCACGGCUUAAGGACCAAACUGAAGGAGAACAAAAACAGCGAGUACUCCAAAAAGAUGAGCGAGUUUUAGCAGCCCGGGGGGAGGGGCGUGAGAGGCGUGAUAGGCGCGAUACGCGUGAGGGGAGCGUAUGCCCCACUUUUCUCCCAAUUCGAAUGCACCAUACGAUUUCGCUUUUCAGUCUGCACUUCCUACACGUGUGCCUCUCAUUUAUGGCGCAUUAACGUGUGACCCUACAGCAUAUCAGCCAAUCUUCCCCCAACUCCACUCCUCCACGUAUUCCCCUCAUUUGCGUUUG
Messenger RNA from Plasmodium vivax (malaria parasite P. vivax), 4321 nucleotides. Its product is annotated as ATP-dependent transporter, putative. Gene Ontology annotation, molecular function: ABC-type oligopeptide transporter activity; ATP binding; ATP hydrolysis activity. Gene Ontology annotation, biological process: transmembrane transport. The transcript has a single exon. Bases 1 to 4095 code for a protein of 1364 amino acids. The record is from RefSeq and is a predicted model, not a curated record. Gene Ontology annotation, cellular component: membrane. NCBI's taxonomy places the organism in Eukaryota, Apicomplexa, Aconoidasida, Haemosporida, Plasmodiidae.